Molecule: messenger RNA, 1173 nt
Organism: Scophthalmus maximus (turbot)
Lineage: Eukaryota; Metazoa; Chordata; Actinopteri; Pleuronectiformes; Scophthalmidae
Product: histidine N-acetyltransferase-like
Exons: 4
Coding region: 459-1037 (192 amino acids)
Source: RefSeq, a predicted model, not a curated record
ACAGCCGACACCAGAGUGUUCGCGGCUCCGCUUCAGAGUCAGGGUCAAUCAGCAGAAUCCGCAGCUGCGGGAUGUCUGCAGCGGGAGAAGCCUGUGAUGUGGAGUACAGCCUCGCGGAGGAGAAGGACCUCCAGCAGGUCCUGGACAUCUGCAGCUGUGACGACUACAACGGGUUGGACUACAUGGCUGCGUUCUUCCACCGCUGGCUGCAGGAGCCCGGACGCCUCGUCUUCAUCGCUCGGAUGAACAACAGAGUGGUGGCGCUGGAGUCCACGCUGCUCGUGGACGGAGGUCGGACGGUCGUGUUGCAGGGUUUCAGGGUGGUAGCUGAUUUGAGAGGCAGCGGCGUCGCCGCUGCACUGAAGAGGCACGUGACCGGCUACGUCCGCCACCACUACCCAGAAGUCUCUGCUUUCAGGCUGAGCUGAGGGGACCAGCCUUCGCCACGACAACUGGCCAUGUACCGAGUCAUUGCUAAAGAGGCCAUCUUGUCUCUGUGUUGCGAGGCUGCCCACCUCGGCCUCUUCAUCGCUGAGCUCAGGUCCAGACUCUCCCGCCAGGCUGACGCCUCCACCGGCGGUCCCGUUGUGCUGACCCAGCAGCAGGCGGAGACCCUGAUCCUCAGCGACCAUGUGGUCUCCAACCUGCUGCCCGGCAAAACCAUCAUCGAUGACUGGGAGCCCCUGAGGCCCGUGGAGGCCAAUCUGGAGGUGCUGCGCCGCAGGGGGCCGAUGUGGAUGGCGGACCGCGUGUUGGAGCCCACCGUUGUCAGCCUGUGCAGCCCGCCGUACGCCGUCCCCUACCGGCAUGCCCUGCGCAUCAACGUCAAUGUUUUUGGCCACAGUUUGGCCUCGGUCUGCGCCGUGUUCCUGGCUCAGCUUGAAGCUUUGCUGCCAAGUCUCCGAGGGUAUCUGGUCCUCUGCGUCUUUGUGGACCCUGCGGUCUGGUCCGGGUUACGUCAGUUCUGCCAGAAUAAAGCCAACGUGUCGUUUUUUCGGGACUACUGGGAGGAGAUCGUACUGGAGACAGACGUCUGAAUAUCCUCAGCGACGAAAUUAGGCUGAUCUUUAGGCCGGCAGGGUGUCCAGGGGGUUUUGGAAGUUCUUGCUGUGGUUUCUAACGGUCUCCAAUGAGUGCCAUGCGUUUGGAAUAAAUGGCUGAUCUUCCUGUGUA